AGUGUCAUGGCGAACAAGAAAGAUAAGAGGUUCAGUGAUAGCACGGCCAUGGUGCGCAAGAGGUCGCCGCCGAGGCCAACAACACUGCACGAGGUCCCCGACAAGCUCCUCGAGCUCAUCCUCCUUCACUUGAGCUCGCCGCUCUGGCUCAUCCACGCCGCGGCCACAUGCAAGCGAUGGCGCCGCAUCAUCGUCGACAGAAGGUUCCUCUGCAACAUUUCCAACAGCGACCCCUCAUCCGUUGUCGCAGGCGACUACCAUAACCACGCAUCCCCCGUCGACGGCCGUCGCCACGUCUUUGUUCCCUCUUCGCCGGCGCUCGCUGUCGGUAGCCGCCACUUCUCUCUCGACUUCCUCCCUGCGGGUGGCGGCACCUCAUGGGAGAUCAUCGACAGCUGCUACAGCCUCCUCCUCCUCGCCAAGAAGAAGACCGGGUGGAGACGCCACUGCUUGCCGGACCUCCUCGUCUGCGAGCCGGUCACGCAGCGCUACAGGCUAAUCCCGCGCAUGGAGCACAUGAAAUACGAGCGCUGCCUCACUGUGUUCCUCCAUGGCUGCCACAGCAGAGGAGCCACCACGAGGAGAGGCCACACCAUUGAUGUCAUGUUGAAGUUCAAGGUGAUCUGCGUGCUCCACCUCCUCCCAUUGCCGGACCACAUCCAAGGGAUGCCUUCCCGAGUCUUCCGCAACGAUGACGGCGAGGCGUGCCUUGUUUGUUUGCAGGGCAGCAGCCUUCACGUCUUUGCUUAUAACGAUGGCGACUGGGACCUUGAGGAGAGCCUCGAAUUAAUGGAGGCCACUUGUGGGCUGGAAGGGUACAAGGAUGAGUAUUUCCGGGUGCCUAUGAAGAUUGUCACGGCCAGCACGAUGUCUAUCGUGCUUUCACCGGCAGAUCAGACAUGGCAAUUCUCAGUCGAUCUCGAGACAAUGGAGGUGACGAGAUACAAAAACAAGACUCAUGGUUCUCCAAGUGUGGCUUAUCCAUGUGAGCUUCCAUGGCUACCUGCUAUCCAUGCUUGUAUGCUGCCGUCGACGUCAGACAACGCCGACAUCCUGCGCUCGUCCAUCAACACACGCCCAGCAGCGAGACCCCGCUGCUCCAUGCCGCUGGGAACCGCCGUUGUCGACGUGUCAGAUGCAACGUCGCACCUCCUUCGCGAACACCACCUGCUGCCACUUGUCCCAUCCCCUCCACCUGCAGUUCCUCUGCACUCCCAACCGAGCCCCAAGACCCCUGACGACACCUCCAGGAAGGUCAAGACGUGA
Messenger RNA from Aegilops tauschii subsp. strangulata, 1266 nucleotides. RefSeq lists its product as uncharacterized. NCBI's taxonomy places the organism in Eukaryota, Viridiplantae, Streptophyta, Magnoliopsida, Poales, Poaceae. The record is from RefSeq and is a predicted model, not a curated record. Gene Ontology annotation, molecular function: protein binding.